AUGCCACGCUCGGACCAUUCUUCAGACUCCUCAUCAAAUGCGUCAUAUGAUUCUGAUGAAGAGUAUCGCUUGGCCCAGAAAGAGUGGAACGAGAGUUUAGAAGAACUUCAGCAGCUUGCGCUCGUCUUACUACUGCCAUGGGUGGGCAAGUACUUUGGCAGGAGAUGUAGUUAUUGGCUGUACGAUCGUUACAUUCGUGUCGGUCUCGGCAAGUCAUUUUUCAUGGGCGAGAAGCCUUUGGCAUGGUCAUUCUUCUCGCGAUGA
Suillus subaureus is the source of this 264-nucleotide messenger RNA. RefSeq lists its product as uncharacterized. NCBI's taxonomy places the organism in Eukaryota, Fungi, Basidiomycota, Agaricomycetes, Boletales, Suillaceae. Gene Ontology annotation, cellular component: mitochondrial outer membrane. The record is from RefSeq and is a predicted model, not a curated record. The transcript is spliced from 2 exons. Bases 1 to 264 code for a protein of 87 amino acids. Gene Ontology annotation, biological process: protein insertion into mitochondrial outer membrane; mitochondrial outer membrane translocase complex assembly.